This is a messenger RNA of Eurypyga helias (sunbittern), 621 nucleotides long. RefSeq names its product spindle and kinetochore associated complex subunit 2 (gene SKA2). The record is from RefSeq and is a predicted model, not a curated record. Gene Ontology annotation, molecular function: microtubule binding. Gene Ontology annotation, biological process: cell division; mitotic cell cycle; chromosome segregation. Gene Ontology annotation, cellular component: spindle microtubule; outer kinetochore. NCBI's taxonomy places the organism in Eukaryota, Metazoa, Chordata, Aves, Eurypygiformes, Eurypygidae.
AAGGCAGAAUCUGAUCUGGAUUAUAUUCAACACAGACUGGAGUUUGAAAUAAUGAAAAGUCUUCCUGAUAAUUCAGCAGCAGAGGAAAAUCCAAUUGCUCUUCUGGAAGAACUCUCAGUGGUGAAAUCUCGUUAUGAAAAGUUAUGUAUGCGGCUGGAAGAAAUUUCCAGAGAUCAGAGAGAGUCCAUGAAGGCCAUCUGUGCUGGUCUGGAGAGCACAAUGAUGACAGUUCGGGUAUUGCACCAACUUCAUGGUCUGGAGGACCUACCUCUGACAAACGAACAGGCGGCAGCACUGCAGUUAACACGCCAAACUGUGAAGAAACAGAAUCACUACCCCCAUAAGAUUGAAGUGGAUACUGUUGUACUGAUGGUCUACUCACAAUUCAAACCACUGACUGAGGUACUUACAACUGUACCAAGGAGUAUCAGAAGUACUGUUAAACUAGCAGACUUGAACAAUUUGUACAGGGAGUUAUUUAACCACUUAAUUGUAAAUAGGAACAAAGCAGCACUGAGCAUUUUGCAGCUGAACGAUAUGAAAGCCACUGACUCAAACAUACGAUUCCUGAAAGCUCCUGUGGAACUUGACAAACAAGGAAAUGUUAAAUUAGUUGUGUAA